Molecule: messenger RNA, 2232 nt
Organism: Oncorhynchus keta (chum salmon)
Lineage: Eukaryota; Metazoa; Chordata; Actinopteri; Salmoniformes; Salmonidae
Product: consortin-like
Exons: 11
Coding region: 646-1797 (383 amino acids)
Biological process (GO): positive regulation of Golgi to plasma membrane protein transport
Cellular component (GO): plasma membrane; transport vesicle; trans-Golgi network
Molecular function (GO): connexin binding
Source: RefSeq, a predicted model, not a curated record
AAUGAGGAGCUGCAACAGAAAUUUCCCGGAUUAGAUCGUAAACAACCAUGGAUCCGCAGAGAACAUCCCUUUAGUUGACAGAUUCUAAAAAUCACUACCCACGGUGACACUCACGAUUAUAGCAUCAUGUGCAUUUACAACAUCGCGUUCAGAAUGGAAGGGAUUGAGUUGUAUGACCGUUAAUGACCGUGGUGAUUGUCACCCACGUAUCUGCUGUCUACCGCGGGACAUUAUACUGCAUGUCAGGGUGUUGAAGAGGAGAGGAAUAAGCUCCUUGGUGAGCUCGUCAAGGGUUUUCGAGGAUCAGGGAGAGCCCCAAACAACCCCAACAAGAAGACCAGAAUUCAAAGAGAUGAAAUAAUAGACCUUAUCCACUCACUGAUGAUACAACCGUCUACUCAUAUUUUCCAAACUGCAACAACAACAACAACAAACUGGUGAACCUAGAACAUUGGAUCCCACAUUUUAUUAAGCUGACCUAAAGCUUUUGGAGUUUUCUGUGACCCAUAGAGUAAUCCUGAACCAAAUCAAUAUCUCUAGCCAGAAUCCAAUACUAGUAAGUGGCAACCCUAAGGCAGCCAGCCACGUCCCUCCCACUGUUUGGGAACCACUGAGUUGGAGGAGAACAACAGUGUGAAGGAGAGGAUGGGUAACAAGAGCAGCAGCCCCUCCAGAGACCCAGACACUGAUACUACUCAGAGAGAGGAGAGAACCAACACUGGAACUGCCUCAGGAAGUGGUCACCCAGGCCCCAGCCCUGACCUGCUUGCCUCACUACAGUCAUUGGGAGAACACAAUGACCACACACUGCUGCCACAGUCUCUACACCAGAUAGCAGAGGCCUACUCCCUGGAUGAGGACUACCAGUGGGCGGUGCAGUUCCUGCAGCUGGAGAAACUUUACCAUGAGCGCCUCCUGUCCAAUCUUGCUGCCCUGCAGGAGGACUGGGAGAGCCAGUGGAGAGAGCGUAACAGAGUAGCAGUGAGCACCUCCCCAGCUGAGACCAACAGCACUGGACAGGAACACAUAGAAAUGCUGAGCCAGAUCUGCAGGACGCACCAGAGACCAAUGCUUAGUGCGAAAAUGAGCAUGGCAGACACGGUGCUGAAAGACAGCCACAACACCAGGGGGCAGUGUGAUGGGAGAGAGAAAGAAAGGUCACCAUCCCAUCAUGGAAAAGUCAGAGUCAACAACCCUGUAAGACAGAGUGAUGAGGAUGUUAAGGAGACCACGUCAACAGGAGCUGUCCCUGACAUGGCUGAGGAGGAGGGAGGAGAGGAGGGAGAGCGAGGAAAGGAAGAGUUGGAGGAGGAAGGGCAGGGGGUGGAUGAAGAGGAGGUGUUUGAGGAGAGUCCAGAAGAGGAGGUGCAGGUGGUGGAGUGGCCAGUGGGGGUUCCCCAAGCCUCAGCCGAAGACCUGGACAAACUGUCUCAAGUGGAGGAGAGCUCCUCAGCAGAUGGCCUGGUGUCCAUUCUAAAGAGGAGGAGGGCAUCGUUAUAUGGCCUGCCCCCCGAGGGUCCCGAUGCAGCCAAACACAACUCCAAACGAAAGGUGCACUUCAGCCAGCCAGAGGACGGCAUGGAACCAGACGCGGUGGGCGGAGACUCGUGUUUGAUCCUGCUGUUGUUGUGCCUGGUAACCGUGGUGAUCAGUCUGGGCGGGACGGCUCUGUACUGCACUCUAGCGGACACAUACAGUAGCAUCUGCAUUGAUUUCUCUCACAACGUAGACUUUUACGUUGUGCACGUACAACGCUUCCUGGAUAGGUUCAGCCACUGGAUGCCCAUACGAUCAUAGUCAGGACUACUACUGCAGUCAGGACAUACAGUCACUUACUGCUGCAGUCAGGACAUACAGUCACUUACUGCUGCAGUCAGGACAUACAGUCACUUACUGCUGCAGUCAGGACAUACAGUCACUUACUGCUGCAGUCAGGACAUACAGUCACUUACUGCUGCAGUCAGGACAUACAGUCACUUACUGCUGCAGUCAGGACAUACAGUCACUUACUGCUGCAGUCAGGACAUACAGUCACUUACUGCUGCAGUCAGGACAUACAGUCACUUACUGCUGCAGUCAGGACAUACAGUCACUUACUGCUGCAGUCAGGACAUACAGUCACUUACUGCUGCAGUCAGGACAUACAGUCACUUACUGCUGCAGUCAGGACAUACAGUCACUUACUGCUGCAGUCAGGACAUACAGUCACUUACUGCUGCAGUCAGGACAUAC